UGAAAUGGCCUUACAAAGACUCCGAGGAAUAUAAGGCAACACCUGAAACGUUGGCAAAAGCAGGAUUUUAUUUUAAUCCUGUUCCAAAUUCAAAAGAUAAUGUUGUAUGUUUUCUGUGUCAUAAAUCGAUGGAAGGUUGGGAUCCUCAGGACGAUCCAUUCGAAGAACAUGCCAAACAUUCUCCAGAUUGUGCUUGGGCAAUUUGUUACUGCUCAUUAAGAAAUUUUAAUGAUGAACAGCUACCUUUUAAUUGGGACGAUAAAGAUAAAUUACCAACUUCUAAAAAGUUGGAAGAAGCUAGAAUUAAAACUUUUGGUACCUGGUGGCCUCAUGAAGGAAAAAAAGGUUGGGUUGGUACAAUUAAAAAGAUGGCUAAAGCGGGGUUUAUCUACUCUCCAACACUUGGUUCUCUCGAUAAUGUAAAUUGUCAAUAUUGUGGUGUAGGGUUAGAAGGAUGGGAACCAAAAGAUGAUCCUACGAAGCAGAUCAAAUCCGAAGUCACUGAGGUUGUAAAAAUUAAAGAGGAAGAAAUAGAAUUAUCAGAUAUGAUAAAUCAACUUAGAUUGAAUGAACCUACUCCUGAAAAUUCUAAAAACAACGAUGCGGAUCAAGAGUGUGCAAUGAAUUUAACAGACAAUCAAAAUAAUAUAUCGGAUCAUAUGUGCGAUAAUCAAAUAGAAACCGCAGAAGUCGUAACGAAUAAAGAAUACAAUGAGGAAAUAGCAAAUCCUUGUACUGGUACUCCACCGCCUUCUUUCCGUCCAGCGAUUACGGAUAAAAUAAAUAGUGUAACAGAUAAAACCUACAGUAAUGAUCAAAAUAUAUUGUCCGUUGAAGAAAUCGUAGAAAUCGAAGCGGAUAAAGAAUAUAAUGAAGAGAUAGUAAUUCCUUCUACUGUCACUCCACUGCCCUCUUUCCGUCCAGCGAUUACGGAUGAAAUAAAUAGUAUAACAGAUAAUAUAUGCAAUAAUGAUCAAGUACAUAUCACAGAUCAAUUCGAAAAAACGGAGAAACCAAAUAGCUUAACUAAUGAUAGUAAUCAAAUGGAAAUUACAGAACGAUUCGGAAAAGCGGAGGUGUAUGAUAACAAUCAAAUGGAAAUUACGGAACGAUCCGGAAAAACGGAGAAGCUAAAUAGCUUAACUAAUAACGCGUAUGAUAAUCAAUUGGAAAUUACAAAUAUUCGGGAGGACAUUGAAUGCAAUAAAGAGACAGAUAUUCCGUUUACAACUAUGCUUAACUCAGCUCCAAUAGAGCCGGCGAUUAACAGAAGUACUGAGGAUAUCCCAUCAGAAUCUUUGACAGUAAAUGAACAAUCAGCAAAGACAUUAAUUAUUGAGGAAGUCGAAGCAGAUAAAAAAUACAAUGAGGGUAAAAAAUACUAUGAGGAUAAAAAAUACAAUGAGGAUAAAGAAUACAGUGAGGAUAAAGAAUAUAAUGAGGACAAAAAAUAUAAUGAGAAUAAAGAAUACAAUGAGGAGAUAGCAAUUCCUUAUACUAGUACUCCACCAUUCUCUUUCCAUCCAGCGAUUACGGGUGAAAUAAAUAAUAUAACAGAUAAUACAUAUAGUAAUGGUCAAAUGUAUAUCACAGAGCGAUUCGAAAAAAUGGAGUUAAAUAGCUUAACUGACAACGUGUAUGAUAAUAAUCGAAUGGAAAUUACAAACAUUCGAGAAGAUAUGGAAUGCAAUAAAGAGACUAAUAUUCCAUUUACAAGUACGCCUAACUCGUUAGCUCCAAUAGAGCUGAUGAAUAACGAAAAUAUUGAUGAUACCACAUCUGAAUAUCUGACAGCAAAUGAACAAACAGCAAAGAUAUUAACUGUCGAAGCGAAUAAAGAAUACAAUAGGGAGAUAGCAAUUCCUUAUACUGGUACUCCACCGCUCUCUUCUCGUCCAACAAUUACGGAUAAAACAAAUCAUAUAACGGAUAAUAUACACAGCAAUGAUCAUAUUGGUACUCCACCCUUUUUCCGUCCAACGAUUAUGGAUAAAACAAAUCAUAUAACAGAUAACAUAUACAGUAAUGAUCAUAUUAGUACUCCACCCUUUUUCCGUCCAACGAUUAUGGAUAAAACAAAUAGUAUAACAGAUAACAUAUACUGUAAUGAUCAUAUUGGUACUCCACCGCUCUCUUUCCGGCCAACGAUUACGGAUAAGACAAAUAGUAUAACAACAGAUAACACAUAUAGUAAUGAUCAAAUUUAUAUCACAGAACGAUUCGAAAAAACAUUGUCUGUUGAUGAUUGUCUUAGAAACUUAACGGAGGAGCUAAAUAGCCUAACUAAUAACGCGUAUGACAACAAUCAAAUGGAAAUUACAAGCAUUCGAGAGGAUAAGGAACGCAAUAAAGAGAUAGUUAACCCAUUUAUAAGUACGCAUAAUUCGUUAUCUCCAAUAGAGCCAAUGAAUAACGAAACUACUGAGGAUAUCACUUUGACAGUAAGUGAACAAUUAACGAAAACAUUAACUGUUGAGGAUUACUUGAAAGAUUUAACGGAACAACAAGAGAGGAUACUAGCAGAGAAGACUACUCAACUAAUGGACGCUAUUUUAGAAAUUAAAAGAAGAGCAAAGAAUGCAAUCAUGGCUAUACCUGUUAAAUAA
Molecule: messenger RNA, 2606 nt
Organism: Racocetra persica
Lineage: Eukaryota; Fungi; Glomeromycota; Glomeromycetes; Diversisporales; Gigasporaceae
Source: the annotation of a GenBank genome assembly